Gastrolobium bilobum is the source of this 342-nucleotide messenger RNA. RefSeq names its product cyclin-dependent kinases regulatory subunit 1-like. Gene Ontology annotation, cellular component: SCF ubiquitin ligase complex; cyclin-dependent protein kinase holoenzyme complex. The record is from RefSeq and is a predicted model, not a curated record. Gene Ontology annotation, biological process: regulation of mitotic cell cycle. The transcript is spliced from 4 exons. Gene Ontology annotation, molecular function: cyclin-dependent protein serine/threonine kinase activator activity; protein kinase binding; histone binding. The coding region runs from base 94 to 342 and encodes 82 amino acids. NCBI's taxonomy places the organism in Eukaryota, Viridiplantae, Streptophyta, Magnoliopsida, Fabales, Fabaceae.
CAAAUCUCCAUUUCGUCUCUCUGCGACACGCUCUCUGAUCUCUCAGGAUAACCAGAUCGAAUUGAAUCGAAUCGAAUCGAGCCCUUGUUAGUGAUGGGUCAGAUCCAGUAUUCUGAUAAGUACUUCGACGAUACUUACGAGUACAGGCAUGUGGUUCUGCCUCCUGAAGUUGCCAAACUGCUUCCCAAGAAUCGCCUUCUCACUGAAAACGAAUGGCGUGCGAUUGGAGUUCAACAAAGCCGAGGGUGGGUUCAUUAUGCAAUUCACAGCCCCGAGCCACACAUAAUGCUUUUCAGGAGGACUUUAAACUUUCAACAGCACCACGAAAAUCUUGCCAAGUGA